UAAAGUGAGAUGUCAAUAUGAUUUACAUGACAGAACAAUCUUUAAAAUUAGUAUAAAAUUCCUUGGAAUUAUCUCUCUCUCUCUCUCUCUCUCUCUGAUAAUCCCAUAUGUUGGAGGUUGGUCUCUGAUUGUUUCUCCGGAGACCCCAAGCCCCCCCUUCCCCUUGUUUCUAGUCAACACGGACUCUUUCUCUCUCUCUCUCUCUCUCUCUCUAUCUCUCUACACCUUCUUCCAAGAAAAUUCUUAUCUCCUUCAAUCUCAAUACAUAUUAAUUUAUAUUAAAAUUAGAGUUUGUUGAUUGUGAAAUUGGUAUCGGAUUCGAUUCCAUUUGCUGUGAAAUUUGAAUUUCGUGGUAUUUGGAUGGCGUCGGAGAUCGAGGUCGUUGAGGAGAUCGAAUCGAGAGAUCGGGAAUCGGCUGCGGCGGCGGCGGCGGCCGGCGGUGGAGAGGCGGAGAUCGGAGGAGGAGGAGGCGGAGGCGGAGGCGGAGGAGAAGACGAGAGCCUGAGGAACGACGUGUAUACGGCGGCGGCGUACGGGGAUUUGGAGAAGCUUCAGAGAUUGGUGGAGUGCGAGGGUUGCUCAGUAUCGGAGCCCGAUGGUCUCGGCUACUACGCCUUGCAGUGGGCGGCUCUCAACAAUCGCACAGCUGCUGCUCAGUAUAUCAUCGAGCAUGGCGGAGAUGUGAAUGCUUCGGAUCUUACUGGGCAAACGGCACUACACUGGAGUGCAGUCCGGGGUGCAAUCCAGGUCGCAGAACUUUUAUUGCAAGAAGGUGCUCGGGUUCGUGCAGCCGAUAUGUAUGGGUAUCAGACAACUCAUGUUGCAGCACAAUAUGGUCAAACAGCUUUCCUUUAUCACAUCGUCACAAAAUGGAAUGCUGAUCCUGAUGUUCCUGAUAAUGAUGGAAGAAGCCCUUUGCACUGGGCUGCAUAUAAGGGUUUUGCUGAUUGUAUACGGCUUCUGCUAUUUCUGGAUGCAUAUAGGGGACGCCAGGACAAAGAGGGUUGUACCCCUCUCCAUUGGGCUGCUAUUAGGGGCAACUUAGAAGCAUGCACAGUGUUGGUGCAGGCUGGGAAGAAGGAGGACUUGAUGGUGACUGAUAACACUGGUCUUACACCGGCACAGCUUGCAUCUGAUAAAAAUCACAGACAAGUUGCUUUUUUCCUUGGAAAUGCUAGGAGGUUGCUUGACAAACGCUGUGAUGGGAAUAGCCGCCUUGGACGUCUUUCAAAAUUAGGACUGGCACCAUUUCUUUGGUGUAUAAUCUUCCUGCUUCUUGUUACCUAUAUUCAUGCGGUCAUCAUGGCUUCAAAUUUGCCAAAGUUAACUGCUGGCUUUGCCCUUCUUGCGUGGUUGGGUGUGUUACUAGCGACUGCUGGACUGGUUUUGUUCUACAGGUGUAGCAGCAAAGAUCCAGGUUUCAUCAGAAUGAAUGUUCAUGAUUCGCAGAGUGUGAAAGAUGAUGAACCUUUGUUGAAGAUUGAGAUAAAUAAUCCUGCUUUGCUGGCUGGCAAUUGGUCUCAGCUCUGUGCAACAUGCAAGAUUGUCAGGCCUCUUCGUGCAAAGCACUGUUCCACCUGUGAUCGUUGUGUUGAACAGUUUGACCAUCAUUGCCCUUGGGUGUCCAACUGCAUCGGAAAGAAAAACAAAUGGGAUUUCUUCCUGUUUCUUAUUCUAGAAGUUUCUGCAAUGCUGAUCACUGGUGCAGUCACCCUUGCAAGAGUUGUGACUGAUCCAAUGGCUCCAUCUUAUUUUGGAGCAUGGGUGAACCAUGCUGGUACUCAGCAUAUUGGUGCUAUUUCAUUUCUGAUUGUGGAUUUUUUCCUCUUCUCUGGUGUGGCAGCCUUAACUGCAAUGCAAGCUUCCCAGAUAUCACGUAAUAUUACGACAAAUGAGAUGACAAAUGCAUUGCGUUAUAGCUACCUUAGAGGACCAGGUGGUCGGUUCAGGAACCCAUAUGAUCAUGGAUGCAAGAAGAACUGUUCAGAUUUCUUGAUCAACGGCUACAAUGAAGACAUAGAGCAUAAUGAAGAACCGGCUGAAUCUGAGGGGAUCGGAAUGGUGCAAAUGACUCGGAAUUCAACGGUUCAAAAUGGGGUUGGCCAUUCUCAUCAUCAAACCAAUGGUAAUAGCCACGUUAUAAAUGUGAGUAAUAACCCGAAAAAUCAUCAAGGUCACGUUCAUUCUUCCCAAUGUAGUCAUAGUAACCAUGGAAAAACCGAACCUGUUCCGUUAGGUUUGGGUCUUGGCCUGGGACGGAACAAUGCUCGUUCUGUUGUAGCUUCAUAAUGAAACACACGGUAUUCACUGUAGGUGUUGGAAUCUGCCAUGUUUUGUAUCUGUAACUGUUCAUAACCGUUCACUCCGUUUAGCUUCUGUAAUUCAAUUGAUUAAUGCUCUUUUUUGGCUUUGUGAUUAUGCUCUCUUUCGGUCGAUCAUAUUCCUUGAUCAGUUGUGGCGGAAGAGAUUUGACGAAUUUUGUAUCUGACUCUGUAUGAAAUAUAUAUGGAAUGAGAAGAAUUUUCCGUUGUUUGCACUUUAA
Messenger RNA from Camellia sinensis, 2542 nucleotides. It is a transcript of the gene TIP1, whose product is annotated as Ankyrin repeat family protein with DHHC zinc finger domain-containing protein. Gene Ontology annotation, cellular component: Golgi membrane. The record is from RefSeq and is a predicted model, not a curated record. Gene Ontology annotation, biological process: protein palmitoylation. Gene Ontology annotation, molecular function: palmitoyltransferase activity; protein binding. Lineage: Eukaryota; Viridiplantae; Streptophyta; Magnoliopsida; Ericales; Theaceae.